AUGGGGUUGUUGAAGGAACCUGUUUCCUAUAUGUGCCUUACAAUGAAUAUAAUUGCAAAUACGACUUGGACAAUUAUACAGCACAACAACACCAACUUAACCAGAGUCAAAAGUGCUAAUCGGGAGAACCCACACACUGUGUUUUUCAAGUACACUGCCAACCUGGAACAGCUUCAGGCUACAAUUAACCAUGCAGAACACUGUGAACAGGAGCUUGCUUACCACUGCAAAAAGUCACGGCUUUUAAAUAAGCGAGAUGGGGUUCCAUUGAGCUGGUGGAUUGGAAGAACCAAUGAAACGCAGACUUACUGGGGAGGUUCUCUGCCUACAGUUCAAAAGUGUACUUGUGGAUUGGAAGGGAGCUGCAUUGAUUCCCAGCAUUACUGCAACUGUGAUGCCGACAGAAAUGAAUGGACUAAUGAUACUGGAUUCCUCUCCAAUAAAGAGCAUCUUCCAGUAACUGAAAUUGUUAUCACAGAUACAGAUCGACCAAAUUCUGAAGCUGCUUACAAGCUUGGGCCUUUGCUUUGUCGGGGUGACAGAACAUUUUGGAAUUCAGCCUCCUUCAAUACUGAGACCUCAUAUCUUCAUUUCCCUACUUUCCAUGGAGAACUCAGUGCAGAUGUGUCAUUCUUCUUUAAGACUACAGCUUCUUCUGGUGUGUUUUUAGAGAACCUUGGCAUUAAGGACUUCAUAAGGAUAGAGCUGUAUGCUCCUGCUGCAGUGACCUUUUCAUUUGAUGUGGGAAAUGGACCUAAUGAAGUUACAGUGCAAUCACCCACUCCCUUAAAUGACAACCAGUGGCAUUAUGUGAAGGCUGAAAGAAACAUCAAGGAUGCAUCAUUACAAAUAGAUCAGCUUCCUCAAAGGACUCACAUUGCUCCAUCUGAUGGGCAUAUUCGUUUGCAGCUCAACAGUCAGCUAUUUGUAGGUGGGACUGCAUCGAGGCAGAAAGGAUUCCUAGGAUGUAUUCGCUCCUUGCAGUUAAAUGGAGUAGCCCUUGACAUGGAAGAAAGAGCAAAGAUAACUCCAGGAGUUGAACCAGGUUGUCCUGGACAUUGUAGCAGCUAUGGUAACCUAUGUCACAAUGGAGGAAAGUGUAGAGAGAAAUACAGUGGAUUUUCAUGUGACUGCACAUUCUCUGCUUACACAGGGCCAUUCUGUAAGAAAGAGAUGUCUGCCUAUUUUGGAGCCGGUACCUCAGUGACAUAUAAUUUUCAAGAAUAUUACACCUUAACUAAAAAUUCUAGUUCACAUGCUUCUUCUUUUUAUGCUGACAUGACCUUGAUCAGGGAAGCAAUCACAUUUACCUUUCGGACAACAAAGACUCCAAGCUUACUGCUUUAUGUGAGCUCUUUCUACAAAGAGUAUCUCUCAGUUAUUCUUACCAAAAACGGAAGUUUACAGAUCAGGUACAAGCUAGAUAGCCAUCAAGAUCCUGAUGUCUUUAGCAUCAAUUUCAAAAGCAUGGCCGACGGGCAGCUUCACCAUGUGAAGAUUAACAGGGAGGAAGAAAUGCUCUUUGUAGAGAUUAACCAGAAUGAAAGGAUGAAAUUUAUUCUGUCUUCAGGUACAGAAUUCAAUGCAAUCAAAUCUCUCAUACUUGGCAAGAUUUUAGAAAAUAGUGAUGUAGAUGAGGAGACUAUGAAGGCAAACUCUCAGGGGUUUAUUGGAUGUCUCUCUUCAGUGCAGUUCAACCACAUUGCUCCUUUGAAGGCUGCAUUGCACCAUAGCAGCUCAGCCCCAGUCAGUGUAAAGGGACGCUUCACUGAAUCCAACUGUGGUACUUUAACUGCAGCUGACUCAACAUCAAGUGAAACAACCCAUUCAUUUGCAGAUCAUUCUGGACCAAUAGAUGAGGGAGAGCCCUUAGCUAAUGCAAUCAGAAGUGACUCUGCAAUUAUUGGAGGUGUGAUAGCAGUUGUGAUAUUCAUCCUGCUUUGUAUUGCUGCCAUAGCCACACGCAUUUAUAAAAAAAAAAGCAUAUAUAAGAAAAAUGAGGCAAAAGGAUCAGAAAAUGAGGACAGUGCCGAGUCUGCCCUGAAAAGUGAGCUCAGCAUGCAAAAUACAGUCAACGAAAAUCAAAAGGAAUACUUCUUCUGAUUGGCACUUAUGAUUUAAUUUAAUAUAAUAAUGUCACAGUCUGACUUUCUUGCUAAGCCAGGGGCUCUCAAUGGACAAAAAAGCUCUUGCACUCAAAGUAAAUGCAAUGGAUUUGAGACCUAUUAUACUGCAUAUGUUCAGUCUCAGUGAUUGCUAUAGGAGGCCUCUUUAAAUUACAUGCAUUCCUUAGCUAUUAUACCGUAAAUGCAUUUUAUGUAACAGUGAAUUAGAUAUUGUAACCAAUUUCAUUGUUGAUAGUUUCCGACUGUUCUGAUGUGACCUUCUACAAUUGAAGUUUAACGUGCAUACUGAAUAUGGUUUUUAAAUGGGAAAAUUGUUAUGAAGUGAUUGGCCCCGUCCUUCUCUCUAAAAUCUAUAAUUCAGGACUUUUAUUCAAGGUAAAAAGUUGGAUUACAAUGUUUUGCUUUAGUCAAGAAAGUAUUCUAUAUUUCUCAAUAGUGAUGCCUAGUGAAUUUCUGAUAUCAAAAAUACCCUUUCAACCAGUGUUGGCUAAUGUCAACAUCUACAAGUGCUCAAAACUGAACAAAACUGUUACUGUUUUUCCUAUGAGGAGACCUCUGUAGUUAUUAUCUGAUCAGUAUUUAAUCUGGAUGUGGAGAGUGGGGUAAUUUUGUCAAUUUUGCCCCCUUUAUUCAAUUCUCCCUGAUAUGACUAAAGUCUUCAGCUACUGGACUGAGUUUUAAAGUUUGCAAGUCUAUUGGGGCCUAUGUGGAAGGGUGCACUGAGUGCACUGGUAUGUUAUACAAUCUCUUUUUGUAAUAUAUUUCCACGCAUGGUUUAGUGGUGGCAGCAGGUUAUAACCUAACACCUCUAUGCAUUGUUGCAGAAUUAUGCCUGCUCAAGUUCAUGCUGUUCAUUUAAAAAUAAGAGCAAAAUAUUAUUCAUGUUUGGUUUAUAAUUAAUAAGAGCAGCAAAAGUUGUGCAAGCAGAUUUUGUGCGUGACUUGGCAAAUAUUGGAAAUAAGAAAUGUAACAAUGCUGCUUAUGUGUAAUUGUUUCCAUUCACUACAAAGGGUAUACUCUGAAAACAUAAUGUGUAAUCCUCCCCAAAUCUCAAGCUUAAUUUCCAUACAGCAAAGAAAAGACAUUUCUUUUUUUGAUACUGGCAAGAUGAGAUAUUUGAAAACUAGUACACUUGCUAAUAAGCUAACUGCACCCAUUAACAGCACCUAUUUUACCGUAUUUACUCAAAUCUAAGAUGGCUCUGGAUUUCAGAUGCCCCCUCCCCAAUAAUUAGAUUCUAUGUAUGGAAAAUGUACAUAUUUGCUAUAAUUGUCCAGGUAUAUAAUCUAAUUAUUGAAAGUUAGUCUUGAAUUUGUACCAUACCCUCCUCCCCCCCGUAGGGAAAAUAGUGGCUGGGGCGGCGGGGUGGGGGUGUCAGGCAGUCCCCUUGCCCUCUGUGCCCCUCCUCCCCAAUUGUUUAUUCCUGUAGCUCCUUCACCCUCCUUUCUGUCAGACACUGCUUGGGCUCUGUUCCCUCCCUGACCACAUGCCUGAUGCACAUGGGAAGAAGGGGAAGAAGGGGCAGAAACUGCUGAAAACAAGCAGAAAGUACCUUAAAAUGUAAGGGACCAAAACUUAUUGACUUUGAAAUAAGUAUAGUUGUAGUGGUUUGCAUUACUAUGGGUCCCUACUUCCUCAAAAAUUGAUGCAUUUUAUCUUUUUUGCUAACUGCUGCAAGUUUCAGCAAAGUUACUCCAUAAACACACUUUUGAGCAGAACUUUUGCACCUACUUACACACAAACUAUUCAUGAUACUAAACCAAAGCCAAAAUGCUCAUUAUUUAUUACUUAGUUCAUUGGGUUGGGCCUCAGCAGAGUCGACAGUGUUUCAAGCCAUGGUGACUCUACAGCCCAGCACUGCUCAGUAUAUGUACUCCAGAUACUUCCCCUCUUCUUGCAAAAGAUAAAUGUUCUAAUUAGCCCCACAAUUGUCUCUGGAACCAAGUUUUCUUGUCCUGAGUCCUGGGUCCCUCCAAAAUGUAUAUGCAGAUGAUGUGCAGGGCACCUGUCACUGACUGGCCAAGAGACGGGCAACAGAGCUUCUCAUCUACACAGAUAUUUGGUGAUGUUUGCCAAACAUUUAAGGCUGGUGAAGAAACAGGAAUUAUUGGAAAUGCGGAAGAAUGGCACUGCUUAGCUGUGGGAAUGAAGAGGAAGUCUAAAUAUAAUUGAUGUAGUAGUUCAUCAUGUGCUUAAAAAGAGUUGGUGCUGAUAGGGACUGAUCACAAUGGACAUUAUAUCUUAUUCAGGUGGACUGCACUAAUCUAGUCUUGUGGUAGGUUCUCAUCUAUAUAUUUGCUCAAUAUGGGCCAUAUGUUUUACAGAUACGCUCAGUUUCAUCUGCGUUGAAUCAGCUUCAUAGCUGGUUGCCAUUACUGAGCAUAUUUUGCUUCUGGCAUCAGUUUAGUGAUAGACAGUGCAUUUGAUGAUAAUUUUUGUAUGCAAACAUAAAAAGGGGAUUUUUUUUCUGUGCUGAUUGGAGGGAAAUCCUCAUUUUACAUUUGAGUAAAUAUGGUACUUCUUAUUGGGUAAAUACUGCUUAACUGUAAAUUACUGUUUGAGCCAAAUAUACAAUCACUAGUGUAGAAGUUUGAAAGUGUGGCCUUCAAGACUGAGUCAUAAUUUUACACACACAAAUUGUUAGACGUUCUUUUUCGAGAAUAAAACUUUCUGUCCCUCGAGUUUGAUUUUAAGCAAGCAAAUAGCAUUUAUGUUUGUUGUUUUGAAACUCAGAAACUAGAGUUCCAAAAGCAGUCAGAGCUGCCCUAACUUUUCUCCUGUUAAAGCCAAUGCUAAUUGAUUUAGUGGGGAUAGAGUUAGAGCAGCACUGAACACUUUUUCAACUCUCUCCCCAGUUGCCCACAUACAAAAAUCUUGGGUAAUAUGGGCAAGGUUUUGCAUGUCCACAGUUGCUUUAAAAAACUGUGGAUAUGCAAAUGUAGAGAUCAAAUUAAAGCCUUUUUAAAAAUGUGGCCUUUUAAAAGUUGGUUUUCCUUCUUAAAUUAUUGCCUUUUAUUUUUAGAAUUUAAUAGUCUCUUUUCUACUUCUUGUUGUAAAAUGCUUGUUCAUUUCUAAGGGACAAAUUCCUUCUUUUUUGGUAACACUGGAUCCUCUCCGAUCAUGCAGCCUUCAAGCUGAGGCAGACAGUCCCACACUGUUCCUCUCCUUUUGCAGGGCUGAGUUUCUCCCAUAUUUCUCGGUUCAUAAUUAUUAAGCAUAAUUUGAUGGCAGUGAUAACUAGUCUAGUUUUAAUGCUUCCCCUUUGCUAGCCCCACCUCUUCUGGCUACCCUUAAAUCCCUUUUAAAAUAGAUUCCCUCUACCUCUCUCCUCCUUUUACAGGCCUACUCCAAAAUGUAUGGAAUGGGGAUGCUUCCAUUUGGAGUUCAGAUGAGGCCCUUUCUCAUUCAUGAACCUGCCCUUCCUUAUCGCUUUAGUGUGCUCUUAUGGUUUGCUUCUGUCCAUCUAUAUGCAUUUUCUGUAUCAAGGAGACAGUUGGUGUAGGAGCCACAUUAGUCUAUAUAAACAUUUAUCAAUCAGAGGUGCAUUAGUAAUCCUAUGGAGCAGGACUAGACUGGGAUGCUUAAUGCUUAGUUAGCAUGCUGCCACCACAAUGGCUUAUUAGAUUCAAUUCUAAAAGACACAGUAUGCCAUAUGGGCACUUCCCACAUACUAAUCAAGUUGGAACUGGGAAUCCAAAGUGUAACCACACCAGGACAAGUUGGAAAUAUGCAAAUUUAACUUUCCAGUUUCAUGUUGUUUCUUCUUCCAUUUAUUUGUGUUAAUUCUGGUUUUGUGUGUCUAAAUGCAGAGAAAAGUUUCUUUCACUAUAUUCUAUCAAAAAAAUGAUUUCCUUUCGCUAUUCUUUGAAGUCUAUUUUUUUUUAAGUAUUAGGUAGGCAAUAGCUCAGUAAAAGACCCGAUUUCUCUUUAUAAUUAAAAAAGGAAAGAAUAAAUGUCUGUAUGAAUGAUACACUAUUUCUCUCAAAGAAAAAUGUUCUAGCAUUUUAUUGUGUGAAGGAUUCUAGAGAAAAAGAGAGAUGAGUUUUGUUGAAUGCACAUUUGUAAUGCGACAUACAACAAUGGCGUUUCUUAGAGGGAACAAAUGCCCAUUUUCAUCCAUUGAAAAUGUAAUAAUAAAUUCAGCAUAUUGAGUCCACAAUAUGCAGGUUCAAAAUCAGUGAAGCAGCAUUAUCCACUAUUUCCUGCAUUCUUAUAGGUACAACAAAAUGGUGGCACCAAAGUGCACUGAAACAUCAUACACCAUUAUACUGUCCCUUCUUAUUAUAGUAUGUGACUUUUCACCUCUCUGUUAAUAAACAAACAAUUUUUAAACUAAAGUGAGGAAAAUAUUUUUAAAAAAUUUGUAUAAAAGUUUAAAACUGAGGACAAUAUACUGAUUCAUUUUUUUUAAACAGUAAAAAUGUAGAA
Molecule: messenger RNA, 6554 nt
Organism: Alligator sinensis (Chinese alligator)
Lineage: Eukaryota; Metazoa; Chordata; Crocodylia; Alligatoridae
Product: contactin-associated protein-like 4
Exons: 13
Coding region: 1-2103 (700 amino acids)
Source: RefSeq, a predicted model, not a curated record